Messenger RNA from Salmo salar (Atlantic salmon), 3257 nucleotides. It is a transcript of the gene tm149, whose product is annotated as Transmembrane protein 149. The record is from RefSeq and is a predicted model, not a curated record. Gene Ontology annotation, cellular component: plasma membrane. Gene Ontology annotation, molecular function: protein binding. NCBI's taxonomy places the organism in Eukaryota, Metazoa, Chordata, Actinopteri, Salmoniformes, Salmonidae.
UCACUGACAGCUGUAACUCAAUCAGCUAGACCUACUGCCACAUGCACUACCCAAAUCGGGGCUUCAUAAACACAUUUCUGUUUUGAAACAAUCCACAGCAACAAAAAAGAAGCUAAUGAUCCUCUGUGGCUAUGUCAUGCUCUCUGGUGAAGUAUUUUAAAUUAUUUUAUUUAGAUAGGAGUAAUUAUAUCAUUUUGACGUAACAUCAAUUUACUUUAGGGCAAUCCAGCAUCAUGUCAGUGCACUGUGCACCCACCAACUUUCCUUUCCAAUUUGCAAGAGGCUGAAACCAGAGUUCAGUAUAUAACGACGAGAUGCUCAUGUUUCCACCCUAACGUUGGGUGUCUUUGUUCCAAAGGCGGGAAGGCAGGCAACAAGCUUAUGUCUGUAUAUUAUUUGAAUUGGGUUUAUUCAAGACAGAUUUUGGCGUGAGUGAGCCCUCUCGCGUCUCCGCGCUGAAACUAUACCACCAGAGAAAACAGCCGAUCGAGCGAAGCACCUCCUAUAUAGGUAGCCCUAUCUGAUCCUGUCUGGCCAGAAAUAGUAUGACAUUUCGUCCAGACAGUCUACAAAUACUGAAACAAACAAACCAAUUGUGCGCCGCCUUAUGGGACUCCAAUCACCGCCGAUUGUGAACGAGGGUGUCUGUAGGGACGCCUCCAGCACUGAGACGCAGUGCCUUAGACCGCUGCGACACUCGGGAGCCACAGGUUAUUCUAUACGUCUUCUCUUAACAAAAUGGUCCACUAUUCUGAUAAUUGCUCUGGUGACUUGGAUACAUUUUGGGAUGUGUUGAGAAAUAAAUGUGUGCCAUGUCAUCAACAUCCACAGCAUCCGAUCCGACCAGUCCAAACUGUGGCAGGCAUGAUGAUGGGGGGAAGUCGGAAGGACCGUAUCGGCUAUGUGCCGCCCAGACCUUCAAUAAUGGGAGAUUCGUGAACUGCCAACCCUGUUCGAGCUGCCCCCCAAAUCAUCAAAAGCUGUCCGAAUGCAACGCAACGACCGACACGCAAUGCUGCGGAUCGAGGGACCAGACAGGCUGUUGGAAAGAAGCCCUGGGUACUACGACUCAACAGGUGCAACGGUCAACAACGUUAAGGGUCCAAAUGUCAACAUCAAAUCCCACCAAAGCCAAACACAUUGAUACGACAUUCCAUGGGGAUUCUGCAACUUCACAUGUCAACCAUCAGACUGCAUGGAUAGUGCUUACUGUCAUCUUGGUUCUCUCUGUACUUGCAUUUCUCUUAUUCAUCUAUAUUAAGAAGAGAAGAUCAAGAGCCUUUUGCUUCAGAGAUAAUAUCCUGUAUACCAACCAAAAGUCACGGAGCAGUAGGAGAACAGCAGCUGUCAAUGAAGAGGUUGCUCUGCUACAGUCAGAGACCAGGAGCCUAGAGGACAUUUUGAGUCCUGACCUCCAGUCGGCGCCGCUGCAGACGGUUCUGGACAACCUGGAUGUUCUAGAGGAGCUUGUGAUCCUGCUGGACCCGGAGAGCCCUGGGGUGAAAAACACCAGCCACCUAGCAUCUCGCUGCUCAUUCCCCGCCACCUGGAUUACCUACACCUACUCCCUGAGGGACAGCAAGAGCCCCCUGAGGGCCGUGCUGGAGGGGGUCACCACCAAGCACCCAGACUGGACUGUAGGACAAUUGGCCAGGCUGCUGAGAGAGAUGGACCGGAACGACGCAGUGGUGGUGCUCACCAAGCUCACCUUGCCUAAGGUUGUCUAGUCUGGGUGUGUUCUGUGUUGGGAGCGGAGAAGAUGGCUCCAUCCAGAUACAACCACGAGUCUCUACCACCUGCCAAGGCACUGAGAUAUAACAGGAGGGCCAGUAGGAGGCAUGCUUUCCUUGGGGACCCCAAAGUCCCAAGGCAGUGAAUGGAAACACUGCUCUUUUGCAUUAGGGUUCAAAUAAGAUAAUUAACUGUGAUAACAUGGCACUUAUUACUUAAAGCAGGGAUGUUAACCCCGGUGUCCUGAAAAAGGAGAGCCACACACUCCAGGAGCUCAGAUGCAACAAUCUAAUAACCAACGUUUCAACAGACAAGCUGUCUUCAUCAGGGUAUAACGACAAACACUGCAGGUCACUAGUUUAUAUAGUGUCAAAGGACACACACAGGUGUCUGUAAUCAUGACCGGGUGUGGCUUGACAUCAUUGGUUAAUUUUCAGAUAUAAAUAGAACAUACAAAAAACAUGAAUGGAUAGCAUACAAUCAUAGAUACCAUUUUUGCUACAUAGGCCUACAAACAUUUAUAAUGAAUAGCAAAAUCACAAUAAUCACAAUAAUGGCUUCAGAUCAAAGUGUAUGUUGAGCCCGAGGGGAGCAAGGGUCUUUAAAUGAAAGAUCCAGGCAGCCUCUCGUUUUAAUAAUAAGGGUGGGUGAUGUGUUCGAUGCCGAUAUAACGUAGGGAUGAAAUCGAGUGGUUCACUUUACCACAAGGACAAGUUAAGAUACAUAACACCUUUGAUUGGGAUCUGUUUCCCUGUUUGGGGGCGUUUAAAAGAUCUACAUUUGUAAGUGACAUUGCAUUGAGCACAGCCGUUACAUUUGUAGUUUCCAUCCGGUAGAGGUGCAAAUAGACAUUGUGCAGGGGUAAAUCAGUUUACCAAUUGAGAUUUCUGUCCCGCAAGAAUACGACCAAGGGAGGGUUCGAAAACACAUUACUGAUACCGUCAUCGGAUCUUAGAAUGUGCCAAUGUUUGUGAACGAUUCCCUUAAUUUGUUCAGAGCACUUUGAAUAGCGGGUAGUGAGGACGCAAGAAUGCUUCUUUUUGCGAGACUGUCCUUAAAAGAGAUUAAGGGACAUUUUAAUGUUUGUGCUUUUCUUAACUAAUUUCUGUGUCCUAUACAUGUGCUGUUCUUUAAACCAAUGUCUGUGUUCAUGCAAGUCGCUGACUGUGUAAGUCACACCUAUCAGCAACUGCAAUUUGGCAGUAAGCCCAGACCGUGUUUUGAGAACAAACAAAAGAUCUCAGUUUCAAGGUCUCAGCUUAGAGAAAGAAGCCUUGGGAGGUGUUGGUCUGUCACGUUAUGAAACAGUAUUGGUCAGUCACAUGGAUGAAACAAAACGGUAAUGAUGAAUGAAUUAUGCUAAAUCAUGCAAAUGUAACUAGUCUGUGUAUAGCCGUAUAUAAGACAACUGUUUGGACUGCCCUGGCAGAGUUUUUCCUGACAGACGUGUGUACUAUAGUGCAAUGAGUUGGUUGGAACCUUUCCAGCGCGCUGACAAUAACAAACUACUAUUCAUUUAAGAUUGA